AUGUAUGGAGGGUAGCAACAGUUGCCCCGGUGAAGGCUAGGCGCCAUAGUCACGGUAGUCCUGGCGACAAGAGCCAAGCAACCGGAGUCAACAACAACAAGCGGGAUCAAAAGGAAUAAACUUUAUCGACUAUUCAGGACAACGCCGGGAAAUACAGAACUGGUGCCUCAACGGAUUGGUUGCCAUGGCGACUUGUGGAUACUCUGAGGACCUUCAGCCUCAGCAGGCCAACGCAGUAACCAUAGCAACGCCUGCUACCACCACGCCCUCAUCUGCCAAAACUGCACACUUCCUGUCCGAGCUCCCGGCAGCCUCUGGAAGCGUUUCGUCGGCCAGCCAAGCGGCCAGGGCCUCUAAAGCAGGACAGGAUGCACUUUGUUCACAAGCGCCACCCACCCAGAGCCAGAAGGCAGUGGUGCCAACUACGCCCACGCAGCACUACGUGGGCCCUGAUAUCCAGCACGCUGCUGUCCAGAAGAGUAAUGGCCAGAGCGCUUCGCCCCAGUACAUCAUAGUGACUGUUACAGAGGGUUCGGCUCACUCCAACGACAGCCUGUCGGACUCCAGCCCACCUGCUCCUGGCAUCCCCACUCAGGUGGUCCAGGCCGUGCAGACUCCGCCACAGAGGUCAGUGUUGCAGGCAGUGACGCAGCCAACCAAGAGGAUUCAGACAGGCCACAUCAGCAGCCUGCAGUCUGUGCAUAUUAACCAGGAGGUGGAGCACGUUUACUCGGACCAGGUGCAGUACGUGGAUGGAGCAGAAGACGCGGCGUUUACCACAUCCGCAAUUCGAUCAAACAGCUUCCCUUUCUCCGACUCGCCCCUCUACACCCAGACCCCUCCCGCGUCCUCCUCCGCCUUCUACGAGGCCACGCCCAGCCCCGACUCGGACCUCCCCGGAUCUGUGACUUCGCAGGCGGUUUCCGUGGCGACGGCAGGAGCCAACAGCGGGGCUGGCGCUGCGGGAGCGGCGGGAUAUGUCAUCCAGGGGGGCUAUCUGUUGGGAGGAGGAGGCGCAGCAGCAGGUGGGGGAGGGGGAGCACAGAGUUACUCUAACCCCAACUCUCGCGCCCCUCCCGCUACUGUCCAGUGGUUAUUGGAAAACUACGAGGGGGCAGAAGGGGUCAGCUUGCCCCGCUGCACCCUCUACUACCACUACAUCCUGCACUGCCAGGAGCAGAAACUAGAGCCAGUUAACGCCGCGUCCUUUGGUAAACUCAUCAGGUCCGUCUUCAUGGGGCUCCGCACGCGAAGACUGGGCACCAGAGGAAACUCCAAGUACCACUACUACGGCCUGCGGAUCAAAUCCGGCUCCCCUCUGCUCAGACUCAUGGAUGAGCAGCAGCACAUGGCCAUGAGGCAGCAGCCUUUCUCACAGAAAAACAGGAUAAAGCCACUGCAGAAGACGCAGGGGAUCGCCAACGGGACAUCGGGCGUGGCGGGUCAGCAGCAGGCGGCGGGGCUCUCUGAUAUUUCAGCCCAGGUGCAACAGUACCAGCAGUUCCUCGAAGCAUCGAAGCUGCUGCCAGAAUUUGUGAAAAUUGAUCUGCAAGAUCAAGCCUUGCCUGACGGGAUCCACUUGGAGCACCUGAAGGCCUUCCAGGCUCUGUACAGAGAGCACUGUGAGGCUGUUCUGGAUGUGAUGAUCAACCUUCAGUUCACUCUGGUUGAGACUCUGUGGAAAUCCUUCUGGAGGUUCAGCCAGAGCAACGACGCAGAAUCGCUCAACCUUCACGACGAGUCUGAGAAACGGUUGCCCAGGUCCUGUUUGGUGGCUCUGUGCAAGUUUGAACCGGUGCUGCGCUGGACCAGGGACUGCGAUAACCUGCUCUACCAGACGCUGGUGGAGAUCCUGAUCCCAGACGUGCUGAGACCCAUCCCCAGUGCCUUAACUCAGGCCAUCCGCAACUUUGCCAAGAGUCUGGAGAACUGGCUGACGGGCGCCAUGAUGAACAUCCCUGAGGAAAUGGUUCGCAUCAAGGUGGUGUGCGUGGGCUCGUUCUCCCAGACGUUACGUCGCUACACCAGCCUGAACCAUCUGGCGCAGGCCGCCCGCGCCGUCCUCAAGAACUCAGCUCAGAUCAACCAAAUGCUCUCCGACCUCAACCGCGUCGAUUUCACCAAUGUGCAGGAGCAGGCAUCCUGGGUGUGUCAGUGUGAAGACCGCGUGGUCCAGCGGCUGGAGCAGGACUUCAAGGCCACGCUGCAGCAGCAGAACUCCCUGGAGCAGUGGGCGUCCUGGCUGGACGGAGUCGUCUCCCAGGUGCUGAAGCCCUACGAGCAAAACCCGGCGUCGCUGCCCAAGGCGGCCAAAGUCUUUCUGCUCAACUGGUCCUUCUAUAGCUCCAUGGUGAUCCGAGACCUGACUCUGCGCAGCGCCGCAAGUUUCGGCUCCUUCCACCUGAUCCGCCUGCUGUACGACGAGUACAUGUACUACCUGAUCGAGCACAGGGUGGCCAAGGCCAAAGGGGAGACGCCCAUCGCAGUCAUGGGAGAAUUUGCCAGCACCAUUAAGAACAGAAACUCUCCAGAUCUGGAUAAAGAAGAAGAAGAGGACGACGACGAGGAGGACAGCGAGGAGGAGAGCGGCGAGAUCAUGCUGCAGUCCAGCUCCCUGAAGGUGGACGAGGAUAAGUGCGACAUGGAGCCGCCGGCCAAGCAGCCCAGGACCAGCUUGAACCUGCACCACGCCCUGACCCAGGCCCACGGCGCAUCGCCCUGAGCUGACCGCGUGCGCUUUCACGUUUCAGAUCAUGCCAUCCUGUCCUGAAACCACGGUGGUCUGCAUCAUGUCUGUGAAACGUGGGAAUGUGGACGAGCCCAUCUCAGAUUUUUUAAAAUGUUUUUAAAUUUUUUUUUCUCUCUCUCUCUGUUCUGUACCGUUGUGUUGCUGUCGUUGACCUCUCUGCCUUCACUCGACCGUCUCCGGCCCUUCUCCCCUCGCUCCCUGUGCCUUUCCCCCGUCUGUCCAGCGCCCACGCCUGUAAAGCCUGACCUGUCAGUACAUUACGCUCUUGACUUCCCUCCUGUCCUGCCUUAACCACUGACCUGAGUGCUGUGGAGCGCUGAGAAUCGUCCCGUCUCCUUCAGCAGUACUUCUUUAACUCAAACCCAUUGCUUGCCUUUAAUGAAAUGACUAUGCAGUGGGGUGCAAGGGGGCGGGGGGAGGGUGUGCAGGACUUUAAUUAAUGUCUCUGUAAGAAACGGACAUCUAAGAGUAGCAUCUGCAACGAUACAGCAGCGUGAAUUAUGUCUGAACAGUUUUAGGUGAGGUUGCCAUAUUUUAUUUUAUUUUUUUUUUAGUUUGUUUUUGAUUUGGCCACCUAACUGAUGAUCUGUGCCUUUAAGAGAUUUCUAAUCUUAAGAAAAAAAAACUAAAAAGUUUGCGAUCUAUAUAAACACACACAUUCUAUUCUGCAUUGUGGAUUAAUAAAUGAAUGUCCUGUGAAGUGGUCUUGGUGUUGUCAUGAACUGUACGGUGAGUAACUAGUGUGCCUGUCAAAAGUAUUCACACCCUUUGAACGUUUUCUACUUCUUUGUUUGAAAUCGCAUCUCAGAGUGGACUUUGUUGGGAUUUUGUUGGGAUUUUUCAUGGAGCAGAUCACCGGGAAGUACUUUACGACUGUUACGUGGAAGGAAAAAAAUAUGUGCUUUUGUUUUUGUUUUGCAGUCAAUCAGAUAUUUGCAUAAAUCAUCUUUCAUCAACUCAAGUUUCAGCUUCAUGUCUCUUUGGGAUACGUUUCUACCACCUUUCUACGUCUAGACGCUGAAUUCUUUUCCCACAAGUUUUUUUUUUUUUUUCUUCUUUCUUAUUCCCGCUAAACAAAAAGUAUUCCCACAGCAUGUGUCCUCUGCUUCGCUUGUGGAAAACUGGAAAUCUGUUCAGACUAUUUAUUACAAAGAUAAAAUAUAACUAAUAUUUUCCAUCCACUUGAUAGUUGCUCAUUACUUCCAAGUGAUCCGUCACAUAAAAUCCCAAUAAAAAAAACAAAAAAUAUAAGUUUUUGGUUCUAAUGUAAAAAAAAAAAAAAAAAAAAAAAAAAAAAGUAUGGAUAAUUUUGCAAGGCGCUGUAUAUUUAUUUUAAAAAAAAGAUGGUGGCACUCCUGCUAGGUGAUGGUCUUUCUUUCUUUUCUCCCUUUCACCCAUCUUUAGGUUUACGUGCAACCCCUUCACACACACACACACACACACUCUUUCUACAACGCCGUGGCCCUCUUCAGCGGGUCACGUGGUCAGGCCAAAGCCCAUCCCGGCUCUUUGGGAACAUUUCCGUUGUGUCGUACCAGCCGCAGCCUGUCUCUAGAGGUUUUUGUAGAGAAGAAAGUUGAUGUUUAUUUUAUGAAAUGGCAUACUGUGGAUGAAUUUUAUUGCGUAUCUUUUGUGAAAAACGGUUAAAUAUCUAUACCUGCUCUAUUUUUUAAUGUCGUCUAACCAUUAUUGCCUUAAGAUGUUGUCCUAACGUCCAUCAUCCGGAGUGAAAACACGGCGCGUGUUUCCUCUGUGAUAACAGUCUCAGCAUGUGAAAUAUGGUGGAUCUGUGUGGACCCCCCUCACCCCCCCUGUCCCUCCUCCAAAGAACAUAAUGCUCACAUCCUGCAGCUUCUUGUGUUGCAUGAGCAAAACAAAAACAGACUUUUAUGUUCCAAGUGUAAAACUAAAAAUUCUAGCAGUGGGAUGUCUCUCAGGACCAUCUCUUCACUGAGAUCCCACCAAAGAUCUUUGCAAAGGAAAAAAAAAAAAUGUUCCGUUUAAAUGUACAUGACAGAAAUAUCUGACUUGAAGAAUAUAAAUUAACCUUUUGAUGUCAAAGUUUGUGAAUUUGUUCCUUGCUUGUAUUGGGGAACCUUUUUUCUAAAUUUUGUCCUCUUGAUGUUAUACUGGAGAUCUUUGUACUUAAACCUGUGAUCGACGUUUGUAGCUUCAUCCCUUCAAGUAAAGAGAUGUGAUUCCUCUCCA
Poecilia latipinna (sailfin molly) is the source of this 4957-nucleotide messenger RNA. RefSeq names its product MHC class II regulatory factor RFX1. Gene Ontology annotation, cellular component: nucleus. The transcript has 18 exons. Gene Ontology annotation, biological process: regulation of transcription by RNA polymerase II. The record is from RefSeq and is a predicted model, not a curated record. Bases 185 to 2722 code for a protein of 845 amino acids. Lineage: Eukaryota; Metazoa; Chordata; Actinopteri; Cyprinodontiformes; Poeciliidae. Gene Ontology annotation, molecular function: DNA-binding transcription factor activity, RNA polymerase II-specific; RNA polymerase II cis-regulatory region sequence-specific DNA binding.